UCUCCAAUUUCAGGACCCCUCAGUGUCUCUCAAAGUAGCCUCUGAAGCUCCUCACUCUCCCUUGGACCAGCCAGCCAGCCAGACACACUGCGCCCGGGGACAGACAGACAGACGCACUGAGACAGAGAGACAGGCAUUAGAAACUCAGAGCAGUGCUCCCCCUUGCUCAGGACUACCCUCCCUCCCUCCUUUCUCAAUCUCUCCAUCACCUGCCUGCACCUGUACAACCACCAAACCAGCGAACCAACCAUCCAACCAGCCACACAGCUACCCAGCUACCCAGCCAGCCAGCCACCCAACCAGCGAACCACCUAGCCUCUGAGCCAACCACCCAACCAGCCAACCAGCCAGCUACCGAGCCAGCCACCCAGCUGCCAUGGCCCCCAAGAAGAAGAGCGCUCGUCAGCGGCAGCCCGUGUCGCUGGAGAAGCCUCUGCCUGUCUCCGGAAGGGUGCUGAUUGAGGAGACCCCGCUGGAGGUGGACCACCUGAACCUGCUGAACGGGCUGCGGGACUCAGGGUCCCCCUGCAGCUCCACGGAGAUGGUGCACCCCGAGCACGGUGCCGCCCUGCUGGAGGAGUUCAGCCGCAUGCGGCAGGAGCGUCUCCUCACCGACCUGGUGCUGGCCACCAAGACCAAGUCCUUCGACGUCCACAAGCUGGUCAUGGCCUCCUGCAGCCUGCACUUCCGGGAGCUGCUGAAGAAGGACCCCGGGGUGCAGAGGGUGGAGCUGGACUCCCUGUCCCCGCUCGGGCUGGCCAGUGUAAUCACCUACGCCUACAUGGGUAGAGUCAACCUGUCCCUGUACACCAUCGGCUGCACCGUGGCCACUGCCACCGCCCUUCAGAUCCCACAGCUGGUGCAGAUGUGCAGCGACUUCCUGCUGCAGGAGAUGAGCGUGGAGAACUGCAUGUACAUCUCCAACAUCGCCGCGGCGUACGGGCUGAACGGAGCCGCAGAGGCGGCGCGCGGCUUCAUCCGGGCCUCCUUCACGGAGUUCUCCCGGUCCGACCACUUCCUGCGACUCACCCUGGAGCAGAUCCGUGAGCUGCUGAGCGACGACGCCCUGGUGCUCCCCUCCGAGCUCGACGCCUUCCACAGCGCCCUCCGCUGGCUGGAGUUCGACCAGCCCCGGAGUCGCCACGCCGCCGAGCUUCUGGGACACGUGCGCUUCGGCACCAUCCCCGCCCAGGAGCUGGUGAGCCACGUGCAGCCCGUGCCCCGCAUGAUGCAGGACCCCGAGUGCCACCGGCUGCUGGUGGAAGCCAUGAACUACCACCUCCUGCCCUUCCAGCAGAACGGGCUGCAGUCACAGCGCACCCGGAGCAGGGCUGGCCACUCCGCCCUGGUGACCGUGGGGGGCCGGCCCUCGCUCACGGAGAAGGCCCUGAGCAGGGAGGUGCUCUGCAGGGACCCCGACUCCCUUGCGUGGCACAAGCUCUCCGAGAUGCCGGCCAAGAGCUUCAACCAGUGCGUGGCUGUGAUGGACGGCUUCCUGUACGUGGCGGGUGGGGAGGAUCAGAAUGAUGCACGCAACCAGGCCAAGCACGCUGUCAGCAACCUCUGCAGGUAUGACCCGCGCUUCAACUCCUGGCUGCACCUGGCCAGCAUGCGCCAGCGCCGCACCCACUUCAGCCUGAGCGCCCUCGACGGGCAGCUGUUUGCAAUCGGGGGGCGCAGCGCCGAGGGGAUCCUGUCCACGAUUGAGUGCUACAUGCCGUCCAGCAAUGCCUGGCAGCCACGGGCGGUCAUGGAGAUGCCACGGUGCUGCCAUGCCUCGGCCACGGUCAACGGGACCAUCCUGGUGACUGGCGGCUACAUCAACAGCGCCUAUUCGCGCACAGUGAGCCGCUACGACCCAACCACGGACAGCUGGGCGCAGGCGGCGGAUCUCAGCACCCCCCGUGGAUGGCACUGCGCCGCCUCCCUCGGGGACAGAGCCUACGUGGUGGGGGGCAGCCAGCUGGGGCCGCGGGGCGAGCGAGUGGACGUGCUGCCCGUGGAGAGCUUCAACCCAGCCACCGGCCAGUGGAGCUACGUGGCGCCCCUGCCCAUGGGGGUCAGCACAGCCGGCCUCACCUCCGUGGACGGCAGGCUGUACCUACUUGGGGGCUGGAACGAGAGCGACAAGCGCUACAAGAAGAGUGUGCAGACCUUCGACCCCGCGCUCAACGAGUGGGGGCAGGACCACGAGCUGCCCGAGGCCACCGUCGGCGUGUCCUGCUGCACCCUGACCCUGCCACGCUCAGCCAUUCAGCGCCACGGAAACACGGAGUCCAGAGCCAGCAGCAUGGCGUCCUCCGAGCCAGCCCACGUGUAGAUGGGGGGGGGGGGGGGGGGGGGGAUUGUAACACGGGAGUAAGGAGUCUCAUGGCUAGUUUCACAGACCCCCCCCCAUUAGCGCUGGUCUCGUACUUAAGAACAUGGAAACGCUCAAGCACAAUUCUCAGGCAGAACUAGAAGAAACCGAGUCAAGCAGACAAAAGCGUUUCUUGACUUUAGUCUCACCUGGUAGAAUUCUGAUUGAGCGUUUAACCCUGUUCUUUUUCCAUAACUUUUAAAACACUCAGGAGCAAUAAUAAUAAUAAUAAUAAUAAUAAUAAUAAUAAUAAUAAAUAAUAAUAAUAAUAUCGCAACAAUAAAAACUCGACUUGGGUCUGUGAAACCAGCCUGUUGCUGGAUGUGGUCAAUGAUCAGUGAAGCUGGCCCACAGCAGUCUGCUGGAGACACUGUUUGUUUUUCUGUUUUGUUUUUUGGUAACAGGAUGAAAUGAGGAUAAAACAAACAAAACAAAAAAAAACACUGGUGAUUUAGUUCAAAGUUUAAAAAAAAAAUUAAGUCAGAUGUAGGAUUUUCGUGUGGCUGAAAAGUGUAGUUUUCACUUGAAGUGAAUCCUUUUUUUAUUAGUUUUUAUUAUUAAAGGAGAAACAGAUAAGUUAUUAUAAAGAAGAAAAUAAAAAAAAAGUUUUAAAGAUUACAACUAAAGAAGGACUAUUAGAAAUGCAAGCGAAGGAGAGCGAUGGAUUACUGGAGCGAAGAGAUUUGAGAAG
Molecule: messenger RNA, 3050 nt
Organism: Polyodon spathula (Mississippi paddlefish)
Lineage: Eukaryota; Metazoa; Chordata; Actinopteri; Acipenseriformes; Polyodontidae
Gene: klhl43
Product: kelch-like family member 43
Exons: 3
Coding region: 377-2320 (647 amino acids)
Cellular component (GO): nucleus; cytoplasm
Molecular function (GO): protein binding
Source: RefSeq, a predicted model, not a curated record